GGGGGGUUACCAGGAGACGCCGAGGAGCCGAGAGGAGACAGUAUUGUGGCAAGCCGGUAGGGGGCAGCGCCCCCGGGGAAGCGGGCGGCGUCCCGAGGAGACCGACGGCGACGGGCGAGCGGGGCCGUCGGGGCCAAGGCCGCUAGUGCCUGCCUGCCUGGCUGGCUGGCUGGCUGGCUCGGGGGGAGGAAGGACUCCCUGCCUUUCCCGGUGGACUCCCAGCCGGCCGCGCCUGCUCAGCAGUGACGGAGGCGGGUGGGCGCGGAGGAUCGCCCCGCUGCUAGCCUGGUUGCUCAUUGGCCUGUCUGGCUUGAGAGGGAAAAGGAGGCGAGGUUGCGGGUAAAGCUGAGAAGCAAGCUGAGGAAUCCGGGAAGGAGAGAAGGAAGGAGAAAGAGAAAAGGCAGGCAGUACACUUUCUGGCGCUCACAAUUUAGCUGCCGUCAUGACCUCUAGGAAAAACCCUGGGCGCAGGAGGAAAAAAACAGAAUUUCACGCAAAGAGGGUGACAACAAGAGAAGAGCUUGCAUUAAGAGGUCCAUUUACUGAAAGUGACAGAACUUCAAAAUCAGAAGACAGCUUUAGAAGCAAAGACAAAAUAAUCCAGAAAUUGCACUUAGAGAUUGAACAUCUAAAAGCAAAAAAUCUUGAUUUGGAGAAGCAUGUUGCGAAACUACUUAAUAGUAAAGAGGAAGUAACAACCCAAGUGGAUGAUUUGACCAGUGAGAAUGAAUAUCUUUGUAAAGAACUUGCUCAUGUAGACAAGAUAGCUGAACAGCUGGAAAAAGAAAAAGAAUUUGUACUUGAUAGUGCUGACCAGGAACUUUCAGAAGCCAAGUCUCAGAUUAAAUGCCAACAAAAUACUAUUAAAAAAUUGGAGCAUACGGUCAGCAUUCUUAAAUCUACAGCGCUGGAUGUUGAAAAGUCAGACGAAAGGUUCAACAACUUUAUAAAAACAAUAGAAGAGAGAGAUCAUUAUAAAUCUGAAGCAGAACAGUUGAAGAAGAUGCUUCGAAAUACACCAAGUCCUAAGCGCAGCCUCUCAAGUUCUAUUUCAAAGGUUCCCUCCCCAAUUCAGGGAAGUCACUCUGAAACAGAAUUUCUGCAAAUUUUGAGAGAACGUGAAGAUUUUAAGACAAUGCUGGAAAAAUAUGAACGUCACGUUGCAGAAAUGCAGGGGAAUAUCAAAGUUCUCACAGCAGAAAGAGAUAAAAUUAUCUCUCUUUAUGAUCAG
This is a messenger RNA of Python bivittatus (Burmese python), 1231 nucleotides long. NCBI's taxonomy places the organism in Eukaryota, Metazoa, Chordata, Lepidosauria, Squamata, Pythonidae. The record is from RefSeq and is a predicted model, not a curated record.